CCGGAGAGGAGGAAUGAAAGGCGAGCUGAAACUGGAGGAGGUGGAGGUAAAUCCCGCUCACUGGUGCACUUCACCUCCGGCCUCGGCACGGAUCGCGUACACCACGGACGAGUUUGCCUCCUGGAGCGAUCGAUCGCCGUUUUCGGGUCCACCCUACGACCUCCGUAGUCGUCGAGCCUGUUCGUGUCUAAGCGACCCCGUCCAUCGAUCGGUUUUGUGUGUCGCGCGUGUGUCACCAACGACGACCGACGUCCGCAGGACAUCCACCUGGAUAAGGUGAACGUGGACAGACGACGCGUCGAGCUCUCCGGCGCGAGUGCUCCCAAAGUGACAGUUCUCUCGCGACAGAUUCCGCUGGAGAGGUGUGUGAACGUUCGCAAACCGUGCAGAAGAAUGCGGUAGGAUGCGCAUCCAGGAAAGAUGCUUUCUGUGCGCGGUCGCAGGACUGUGUCUGCUGGCAGGGACUGUCGCGGUCGCCGCACUCGACCUGCAGACGCAGGCCACCGAUGAUGGAAUCGACGUGACGGAAGUGCCGGGCGUGAAACCUCUCCGCGUCGACGCGAAAAACGACACCAACGAUCGGAAGUCCGAGUACCCGGUCAAGGAACAGGAUUCAAAGACCACGAUCGAGCCCAAGAAGAAACCAGUGGACUUCAAAGUCAAAACCGAUCAGAAGUACCAAAAACCUAGCAAAGAUGACGACUCGAAGCGAGGCGAAUCAGACGAUGCUGGAACAACGACGAUGCCUUGGAUGACGUCGACGAAGUCCAUGGAGGAUAUCGCUACGAGGCCAAUGGAGACGAUGGGAAUCACGAUUCCUUUGUUAUUUCACGGUGAACCUAUUAUACCUAUGAAGGAUGAGUCGAAUGGAUCGACUGUCAUGAUGGAAUCUUCUGGUAGCGAGAAUGCUACCGAGGAAAUGAGAACCACUGAGGAGACUACAGCUUCUAGAGGGAGGGCGUUAAAUAUCUCUGCUCCGGAGCCUACUAACUCCUUGCACUCGAACAUCACUGACCUUAGCGAUGUUAGCAUGGAUGAUGAUGACAAAGAUGUCGAAGGCGGAGAAUACGUAGCUCCUCACAACGAGACCUCCAUGAACAUCUCCUCGACGCUGCUACCGAUCACAAUGUGCACCGACGGGAAUCAGACGUAUUCUAUAGGCGAAAAGAUCAUCAGAGGUUGCGAGGAAAAGUGUAUUUGCGGCGAGCACGGCGCGGUGAUAGACUGCAAACCUCUUUGCACGUCGCCUUAUGCCAAAGCCAACAGAGGUGUCGAGGAUCCGCUGUGCCAGGAGAAGCUAGUUAACGAGGAACCUUGCUGCGCGAUUCUGGUCUGUGCUGCUGACUCUGUUUCUGCCGCAGCGCCAGAACCGGAGGAGAGCUGCGUCUUCGGGAACGAGACGAUCAUGCGAGGUCAAAGGGUCGAAGACGGCUGCACCAGAGUCUGCGUUUGCGAGAUGGGCGGUGUCUUAAAAUGUCAACCUAGGUGUCCUCCGAACGAGACCACGUCUGCGACCAACCAGCACGAUCGUUGCGUCGUCCUCACCGAUCCAAGAGACUCUUGCUGCACUAUCACCCUCUGCGACGUGACCCUAGGCGACCAUGAGAUCAGGCCAGAGGUCUCGGGCGAACUAACCGUCAAUCUGACCGAUGUCAAGGUCCUGAAUUCCACGGCGAUCAAGCUGAAACUCUCUGCGAAGAACCCGCAGGAUGUUACCAUUGAGAUCUCUGACAAGAAUCAUGUCUGGAGGCAGCAGAAGCCCGACAAAGACGGUAUAAUAUCGAACCUAGAGCCAGCUCGAACGUACUCGGUUCGCGUGACCGAAGGGACCAAAGCCGGUCCGGCCCUGCAAGUCGUCCUCCCAGCGGAAGUGAUUAAGACAAACAUUUCUGAGAAGACUGGGGAUAAGAACACCUGCAGUCACAGGGGAAAAACGUACAAAAUGGGCGCGGAAUGGUACGACGAGUGCAUCUCGUUCUGCAUGUGCGCUGAGAAUGGUAUGGCGGAUUGUUUGACCAUCGAAUGUCCCACCGACUUCGGGCUCGACGUGCUGGACCCUCAUUGUUUGGACUGGGAGACCGUUCCGCCGAACUUCGUCGCGAAACCGCCUAAUUGCUGUCCUCAGGAAGUACGCUGCAUCAAUAACGGCUCGUGCAGUUACGAGGACAAAAUGUACGACAACUGGAGCGAGCUGCCAUCGAACGUAACCGGCUGCGAGAAGAGAUGCUACUGCGAGAUGGGCAACGUGUCCUGCCAGGCUGCCUGUCCACCUGUCGCAGCUCUGCCACCUGCUACGUUGCCCUGUCCACCGUAUCAGGCCAUUCUGACGCAGCUGCCCGGCGAAGACUGCUGCAAGGAAUGGACCUGCAAUCAUCAGUCUGGUCAGCAGCCAGGAACGAACGCGACCGCCGUGUUCCCGGGCCCGUUGGCCUUGGACGCGUUCGAUAGGCCGAGUAACAAGUCCGGCCAGAAAGACAGCGGCGUCGACGCCGGAAGCAACCACGGGCUGUUCCACUAUCCGAUGGACCCGGGCCACCCGACGAUCCCGUACAACGGGCCCUACAACCCCGACUACAGGCCCACGCACCCCAGCGUCGAGGACGUGUUCCAUUUGCACCAGCCGCAGGUGCCGGAAAAGCCGGCGAAAGAGAAGGCCAAGAUGAAAUCGGACGCGAAGAAGCCUGUGGAGCCGAUCGUCAAGCCGGUCCCGCACAAGGACGACUAUUUCCCGGGUCCGUUGGCGCCGGACAAGUUCCCGGACAAGUCGCCGCCGCUUCCAUACCCCGUGGAGCCACCUGGCCACGCCCUGCCUCUGCCGGUGAAUUCGAACAAAUUGCCGAAAGCCGGGAUUCCGACCGAUCGGCCACAGUUCAUUCCGUUGAGUCCGCACCAGAACGUAGGCCCGGGGUUCGCCUUCGUGCCCACCAUCGGCCAGAACGUGCCCCAGAACAGUCUGAACCCUCCACUGGAUCCGACCGGGCCUCCGUAUCGCGGCCCCGUUCUCCAGGACAGCUUGGACCCGAACGUGAUCGUGCCUCUUAGCCCGAAGAAGAAGACCUCGGACCAAGAGAAAACCAAGGUCCCGCCGCAAGGUCUGCCCGGCAGGCCCAAGCAAGGCCAACGGAACCCCGAACAGGAGAUCCUCCCCGAGGAGCUGUACCAUCUGAUCGAUCUGCACCAUCCGGGCCUGGUGCAGCUCGACCGCGGCCCGCCCGACGCCCACCCGGGUCUGUACGAUAUCCACCAGCAAAUCGCAGGUCAGAAACAGUCGAACACCAAUCAGAUACAGCCCGGGUACUUCGCCGGGCCCGCCGCCGGCCCGAAGAAGCCCGCCAAGCCGCACGUGUACACGCAAACGAACGAAAACGGCGAGACCACCUACCAUAUCCACACGCCGGACAUACCCAGCACGCCGCAGCAGAUCGAGGAACUGCUAGCGCAUAUCGCUGAACACGAUCCCAAUCCCGGACCGUUCCAACACUAUCCCGGACAGCCAGCCAUACCUCAUAACGGGCCGAGUGGCCCGCAGGCCACUCUGCCGGUUCACCUACCGCAUUCGGGACUCACGCACUUGAAUCACCCGUUCGCUGCACAAUCGCCUAACCAGUCAGGUAUGGAUCACAAUAUCCCACCAGGUUUCCCAUUACCUGGCGGCAUUCCUGGAUUUCCAGUUGCGUCUUCGUCGGACGAGGUCUCCGUGCAAAUGCUCGAAGCUCUCGAUGAAAAAACCGUUCGCCUCGUCUUCACUGUGCCGCAAGUUCUGGUGGGACUUCAUGGUCGCGUCGAGCUACGAUACACCAACGAUAAAACGAACAACGACGUCUCCACCUGGAAGUCUCAGGUGUUCGCGCCGCCGAACGAUCUGAUCGCGACACCCCAGCUAGAAUUCGAGUUAGGCGACCUGAAGCCGUCGACGGACUACAAGGUGAAGAUCACGGUGAAGCUGAAGGACCUGGCCAACAGUCCCACCAGCAAGAUCUACACCGUGAGAACCCUCGAGAAACGAGCAGAGGUAGUGACCUUGCCGCCGCAAAUUCCGAUCGACGCCGAGCUGAAAGUCACCGAAACGAACUCCACCUGGAUCAACGUGAUGUGGAAGAAGUUCACCGAGUACGAGCUACAGUUCAUCGACGGCGUUCAGCUGCGUUACAAGCAGCUAGAUGGCAAGGUCUACUCUGGCACACCUUUGAUCCACAGGGCGGUCACCAACUUCGUGAUCGAGAACCUGAAGCCAGCCACGACGUACGAGGUCGGCAUCUUCUUCGUGCCGUUCCCGGGACAACUAACGGAGCUCGUCAGCGAGCAGACGGUCCAUGUGACGACAUCGAUGGAACCGGACCCGUACUCGUUCGAGGUCAGGGUGGAGAUCAAGACGAUCAAGUCGACGGACGUGGAGGUGACCUGGAGCGGUGUGCCCUAUCCAGAAGACAAGUACGUGAACAUCUACAGGGCGAUCUACCAAAGCGACAGUGGCAAAGAGGAUACUAGCACGUUCAAAAUCGCCAAACGGGACUCGCAUCCGAAGACGGUGAUCAGCGACCUGAAGCCGGGGACCAGGUACCGAUUGUGGCUCGAGGUGUAUCUGACCAACGGCAAGAUAAAGAAAAGCAACGUGCAGGACUUCGUUACCAAGCCUGGCGUCCUUUUACCUGCCACGAUCUCUCAGCAAGCAGGGAAAUUGGCUUCGGUGCCUCUCCACGAAGGCGAUUAUUAUGGUCCGCUGGUGGUCGUGGCGAUCGUCGCGUCCCUCGCGAUCCUCUCGACCUUGAUACUGCUCAUGAUGCUGAUGAAAAGGCGGACCAGCAGCAAAGCCGACAUAUCCCCACGUAAAACCACAUCCGCCUACGACAAUCCUUCCUACAAGACUUGUGAGGAUCCCGUGGCGAUGUCCAACGGUAGGAACAAGAACCUAGAGCACGAGAUGGCCACCAUCAACAACAGCACCGUCAAGGAGUCCGCUUGAGGUCCUGUAAUUUAUUGAAACUGUAUUUAUUUAUGCGAGACCGGAAGACGUUCGGAUACCGGAAGAAAGCGAUGAAACUCUCGCGGACCCCGACCUUGAGUCUCAGCUCCUUAGGGCCUAAAGAAUGAACGAAGUGCCUUGAAUCGUCAGAAGAUCGAAUGUACUGCCUUAACGUCCGGACGAUGAGGAAUCAUUGAUAAUUGUCUCGCCUUUCAUUCCUGCCAGUGGAAUUGUAUUAAAUUUUGUAAAUAGCGGUAUCGUGCGACGCUGCAGUUGGCUCGGAAUCGAUUCCCUGGUCACUGAACUCGCCAUGGUGAUUAUAAAUAGGUCACAGAUAUUUACGCAUACGUAAGAAGAAAACAAACAUCUCUUAUUUCGUUUUUCUUCAUUUGUAAUGGAGUGUUGAACUAAACACACGAGCUUUGAAAUCUUUGUUACCAUUGUCAUCAGCCACAAUCGUCUUAAAAUUUUUAUCAAAAAUUAAAUAACUUUAUUCUUAUACGUACGUUUAUCUAUGGAAAUCAAUAUACAUUUGUAAAUGGAGUUAGAGAACAUAUCAGCAACGAAAUUUUCUCAAUAAGCAACAUAUUAUUUUUCCGAGACAACGCUGUGCAAUUGAGUCAGAAAAGGCCGGAAGAGACCUAUUUAUGAGAAAGUGAUUCUCGGGGAUCGCUAAUUCCGAUCUGGCUACAAUGAUCGCAUUAGGUGAUAAGAUACUAUAUUGUACUGUUAAGAAUUGAUACGCCUGUUCUCUGUAUUUAAUGUUAAUUAAUUAAGUCGUGAUUAAGAAACCCCGAUGGGCGUCGAUAAACCCAGCUGUGUUUUUUUGUACAGUUCACAUUUACAUCUGUUUAGAGAUCGAUAUAUAUAUAAUAAACGAGACGUAGCACGUCGAAUUUGUUCAUUCGUUCAAUCAAGACACGUUAUUGUUAAAGGUAGAGAAAUAUAUUUAUUGGCCACAAGUAAAUAACUACAUCGAAAUGAAACAAAGGGAAAGGAGACUUAUUCUACAUCAGACUGUUGUAUACAUAGACGACUUUCCAACCACACGAAUGUACGUAUUGUAGGCAAUAAAACAGUGUUAUCGUU
Molecule: messenger RNA, 6052 nt
Organism: Megalopta genalis
Lineage: Eukaryota; Metazoa; Arthropoda; Insecta; Hymenoptera; Halictidae
Gene: sas
Product: stranded at second
Biological process (GO): positive regulation of cell differentiation; cell adhesion
Molecular function (GO): integrin binding
Source: RefSeq, a predicted model, not a curated record